This is a messenger RNA of Symbiodinium sp. CCMP2592, 1677 nucleotides long. The record is from the annotation of a GenBank genome assembly. NCBI's taxonomy places the organism in Eukaryota, Dinophyceae, Suessiales, Symbiodiniaceae.
AUGAGUCGAACAUGGCUAUUUACAUGGAUCUGCCUGGUCUUGGUCAUCGACACUUCGACGGCCUUCCACUUGAUAGUAGAUGCCCUUCUGUUUGACAGGCGGAGGGACGCACACAUUCUUCCAGCGCUGUCAGGUGCAUACCUUCGUCGGAAUGACACCUACUUCGUGAAGCGGAAGGGGUCAAUCACCGUCCUUUCACGCCACUCAGACUCAAGCUGGUGUUUCUCAGUUGCAGGACUUGAUUUGCUUUGCAGUGCUUCCACUGAGCUGGACGUGGACGUCCGGUCUGUCAAGACAUGGCUCUUUACUCCACCGAGUUGCCCAUGUCAAGCAAGCGUUGGGUGGCCGAAGGAGCAACAGAUCCUUACACACCGACACGCCCAGCUCUUGAAGUCCCCUGCACGAUCUCGCUGUUAUUGCAAGCGUGCGGGGGGGGCAUCCACGGUACGGAGGAUCAGCGACAUCCGCAUCAGCAAAGGAAAGCUAAAAGUUCCAGCAAGACCCCCGAAUGCGACGCAGCCCCUCACAGAAAGCUGCCCACCUGGCAUGCCCUCGAGACCGCAGCCGCGGAGAGUUUUCCUGGGCUUCACGGUGAAUGAUGAAACAGGACCUCUCCUAGCUCACAUUCAUGAGGUAGCACCUGUGGUGGAUGCAAUUUUAUGGAUCGAGAGUUUGAUCGCCUUCAGUGGACUACCUCGGAACUCCACCUUGGAACGCAUGCGCCGAAGACUAGCACCGUACAUGCAUAAGAUUUACCCAGUUCUCUUAACCAGCAACGGUGUUGAACCUGAAAAGGCCCGCCGGGAUGCAAGCGACCAAAAGAACGACCAACUACUGGGCAACGCCGGCUGGCGUUCGGCUGAGUACAUGUACAAUAUGGCCGGGAAGACACUGCAGUUUGAUGAGCGCUUCCGAGAGCAAUUCCUCGAUUCAAGGGCUCUUGCAGGGGACGAUGUGCUGAUCGUACUGGAUGCCGAUGAGGUUAUAAGGCGAGAAGCUCUAUGGCAAGUCAGACAUUGCACUGUGAGCUUGCCUGUGAGAUUCCAACUUCGGAACUAUGUCUAUGACUUGCAGCAUUACAACUGGCAGUUGACGCGCAGCUUCAGCUCAUAUUUUCAAGAAGCAGAUUGGUCCUUCGCGACCGGCAUCAGCAUCCAUCAGCUCACAGAUCUCGGCAUCGACCCGCGUGCUGCUCGCAUGGCGCGGAUGGCACGCAGUGGUAUCGCGGUUCCUCCAUCCUACGAGCACUACAAGCGUCUGCCUGAAGUGCUCUUCAAGAAUGCCGGCUGGCACAUGCAUCUUUUCUAUGGCGCAAAGCAGAUCGCCCGAAAGCGUGCCAUGGGCCUGCACUACAGCUUCAAUCGCAGACCUUACAACCACACCCCGAGCCUGAGAGCUAUGAUAUUCUCCGGCAGACAUCCCAUGCUCGGCGACUGCCUCUCUGCGGGUUUGAACGCAACCAGCUGCAAGGCCAACGCCUGCGACGAGCCAGAGCUGCAGCGAUCCUCGCGCCUGAUGUGCGUCUUCAGGGCACGUGAGCCGCCGGAGUCCCUGCCACAUCUUGUGCGUGACGAUCCAGAGAUGGGUCUUUGCCUCACGGACAGGCUUGCAGGUGAUCUUGACCGCGUGUGUCCUUCAGAUGUUCCGGACCUUCAGUGGCAACCUGAUUUGAGAUAG